AUGCGCGUGUUCACACUCCUACUCCUGGCCGCUACGGCCCUCGCUGUACCCGGGUCCACUGAGACCAAGUCCGAGCUGGUCAACUGCUCGACAGGCAUCAAGCCGCCCAAGGAGACCAAGUCCAACACCAAGACCAACACCAAGUCCAACACCAAGACCAACACCAACACCAAGACGCCAUCUACCCCACCCCCCUCCGCCACCUCCACCAAAACCUGCCCGCCCACGCCCCUCCCGCCCCUCCCGCCCCCCGCCCCCAUCCUCGCAAACACGUGGGGCCGCGGAUUCAUCGACCCCGCCGACUUCAUUGAGGGCGACUACAUCAACGGGUCCGAGUACCUGUCGUGGGCGUGGGCGCUCAUCUACCGUCCCGCCGACGACGGGACGUUCUGCCUGACGACUUACUCGGAGGAAGGACAGGCGGCCAUGGUCGCGUAUAUUGCCGAUACGGUUGAUCCGACGUCGGCAGCGAUUGUUGCUGGUACCAGCAACAAGGUGGGCGCAGCGUGCGUCAAGGGUGUGGAUGGCAGUUGUGUGGACUUUUAUACGCAGUGGGGAAACAAGACGGUCGUCGGGCAUGGGAGGCACUGUUUUGCGUGUGGAGACGCAAGUCAUGGGCCGGGGGUGUAG
Messenger RNA from Cutaneotrichosporon cavernicola, 630 nucleotides. RefSeq lists its product as uncharacterized. The record is from RefSeq and is a predicted model, not a curated record. Bases 1 to 630 code for a protein of 209 amino acids. Lineage: Eukaryota; Fungi; Basidiomycota; Tremellomycetes; Trichosporonales; Trichosporonaceae. The transcript has a single exon.